AUGGAUUAAUAUUUUUGCUUACAAUUUGUUUCGAGUAGCAGCUGACAUAUAAACAAAAAUAAAUAUAAUUUUAUACAAAAUGAUAAAGUUUCUACAUGGAUUGCCUAAGGUUGAGCUGCACGCUCACCUCAACGGCAGCUUGAAUAUCGACAGCAUUAAGGAGCUGGCCGAGAAUGUUUAUGGCCAGCAGAGCGACGAGUUUGCAUCGAUGUGCGAGCGUUUCAUAACCUUCAAGAAGGGGUGCAAUUUAAGCGAUUGCUUUCAAAAGUUUGCAUUUGUGCACGAGUUGACUUCAACACGCAAAGGAUUAGAACGCGCCACAGAGCUGACAAUACGUGAUUUUGCCAAGGAUAAUGUAAUGUAUCUGGAGCUGCGAACCACACCAAAAUCCAAUGACAACAUGACUCGGCGCGCUUAUCUGGAAGUUGUCAUGGCAGCCAUCGAAAAAGCUACUACUGAACAUGCGAUUACCGUUAAGUUAUUGCCAUCGAUAAAUCGUGGCGAACCGUUGGAGGUGGCCGAGGAAACAGUCGCUUUGGCCAUCGAACUUGGUCAAAAAGAGCCUGAACUUAUUGUUGGCAUUGACUUUAGCGGCGACCCUAAUCAGGGCAAGUUUUCCGAUUUUGCUCCGGUGCUGGAGAAGGCUCGACAACAUGGUCUUAAAUUGGCUAUACACUGUGCGGAAAUUGACAAUCCUUCAGAGAUUCGUGAGAUGCUCAUGUUUGGCAUGUCCCGUUGCGGCCAUGGGACUUUCUUGGGUAACUCCGGCUUUGCACAUAUGAAGGAACAGAAUAUACCCAUCGAAUGUUGCCUUAGCAGCAAUGUCAAGGCUGGGACCGUGUCUAGCUUUGGUUCGCAUCAUCUCAAGCAACUUUUCUUGGCCGAUGCCCCCAAAGUGUUGUGCACCGAUGAUUGCGGGGUCUUCGAUUCCACAUUGUCCGAAGAAUUUGUGUUAGCGAGUGAAACUUUUGGAUUGACGCGGAGUCAGUGCAUCGAUCUGACCAUGGAGGCAGUGCAGCAUUCGUUUGCCUCGCCCGAGGAAAAGCUGAAAAUGAAGAUGCGGCUUUAUGCAUUCACUCGACGUCAAUAGGAAUUGCAUUUAUUUACAAAUAAAGUAUUUUAGAGAUUCGAAA
Messenger RNA from Drosophila sulfurigaster albostrigata, 1133 nucleotides. RefSeq names its product adenosine deaminase-like protein (gene Ada). Gene Ontology annotation, biological process: inosine biosynthetic process; adenosine catabolic process. Gene Ontology annotation, molecular function: adenosine deaminase activity. NCBI's taxonomy places the organism in Eukaryota, Metazoa, Arthropoda, Insecta, Diptera, Drosophilidae. The transcript has a single exon. Bases 80 to 1090 code for a protein of 336 amino acids. The record is from RefSeq and is a predicted model, not a curated record.